Staurois parvus is the source of this 340-nucleotide messenger RNA. Lineage: Eukaryota; Metazoa; Chordata; Amphibia; Anura; Ranidae. The record is from the annotation of a GenBank genome assembly.
UGAUUUUGCAUUUCCGGGUAGGGGGCACCUGUGAGCCACAUGCGUGCCCUACCCGCGUCAAUCAGCGGGUCCUGGCCUGGUCUUCCUCCCUGUAAGCUUGGGCACACUGCUCCAGAUCAGUGUGCUUACAGUGAAGCACCCCCCUGCCCUAGUAAAACACCCCCUACACACAGUUAACCCUUUGAUCGCCCCUCACAUUAACCCCUUUCUUCCCAGUGCCAUUAGUACAGUGUCAGUGCUGUUUUUUAGCACUGAUCACUGUAUUGGUGUCACCGGUGAUGUCAGUGACACCAAGUUAGUUCCCCCCAGUGUCAGAAUGCCCACCUCAGUCCCACUACAA